Messenger RNA from Komagataella phaffii GS115, 1791 nucleotides. RefSeq names its product Isozyme of methylenetetrahydrofolate reductase. Gene Ontology annotation, molecular function: FAD binding; methylenetetrahydrofolate reductase [NAD(P)H] activity. The record is from RefSeq and is a predicted model, not a curated record. Bases 1 to 1791 code for a protein of 596 amino acids. The transcript has a single exon. Gene Ontology annotation, cellular component: cytosol. Gene Ontology annotation, biological process: tetrahydrofolate interconversion. NCBI's taxonomy places the organism in Eukaryota, Fungi, Ascomycota, Pichiomycetes, Pichiales, Pichiaceae.
AUGACUAAAAUUAUCGACAAGAUAAAGGAGCUCAAAGGAGAACCUUUCUAUUCGUUUGAAUUUUUUCCCCCGAAGACCGACAAUGGUCUAAGAAACCUUUUGGCUCGUCUGGGAAGAAUGUCCAUGUUGAACCCUCUGUUUGUGACCGUUACCUGGGGAGCAGGCGGUACAACUUCAAGCAAAACAUUAGACCUUGCAAUCACUUGUCAAAAAGAUUUGGAUCUCACUACGUGUAUUCACUUGACUUGCACAAACACCAGCAAGAAACUGAUCGAUAAUGCAUUGAAAGCCGCUUACGACAAUGGAAUCAAGAAUAUAUUAGCACUUAGAGGUGAUCCACCUCGAGAGGCUCAGGAAGUUGCAGUUGACCAAGACUUCAAAUACGCUAUAGAUCUUGUCCGUUAUAUUAGAGGGCAAUACGGGGAUUACUUUUGUAUCGGUGUUGCUGCGUAUCCUGAAGGUCAUGUAGAGGGAAACGAUGACUCGGAACAAUCUAUUGAUCAUGAUAUGCCAUAUCUGCUGGAAAAAAUCAAUGCAGGCGCUGAUUUUGUCGUGACGCAACUGUUUUAUGAUGCUGACAAGUUUUGUACCUUUUACAACACUUUAAAGCAACGCCUGGGUAGGGACGUCGUGGUCAUCCCCGGAUUAAUGCCCAUUAAUACAUACCAACUAUUUCAAAGAGCAACUAAUCUCAGUCAUGCUUCUAUUCCUCCAGCCGUUGGUCAACUGUUUCCUCCUGAUGUGAGACAUGAUGAUGAUAAAGUCAAAGAUAUUGGUGUUAAGUUGAUGAUUGAUAUUGUUGAUCAAAUUUACAAUGAAACGCAUGGUGAGGUCAAUGGGUAUCAUUUUUAUACCCUGAAUCUGGAGAAGUCAGUCGCUCAAAUUGUUGACAAAUCAAGUCUUCUCUCUCCGAGGCUGACAGUAAGCUCAAGAUUUGAGAAUGCAAUUGAAUCUUCGUCCGAAGAUGAAAAAGAGCAAAAUCAGCAGACGAAAACCAUCAUUGCCAUCUCAUCAGGUGAAGGUACAAUGGGUAAGGAAGCUACAUGGGAUGAUUUCCCUAAUGGUCGUUAUGGUGACUCUAGAUCUCCGGCUUAUGGUGAAAUCGAUGGUUAUGGACCUUCAUUGAAAGUUAGCUCUUCAAGAGCCUACAAACUAUGGGGCUAUCCAGUUGAUCUGGAUGAUAUUACUAAGAUUUUUAUUGCUUAUCUUUCAAACAGAAUAACGGCUCUUCCAUGGUCAGAGUUGGGAUUGAACCCCGAAACGGGUUUGAUCCAAGAGGAGCUUAUCCAACUUAACGAAAAGCAUAUGUUUACAAUCUCAUCCCAACCUUCUGCAAAUGGAGUCAAAUCUACUGACAAGCUUUUUGGAUGGGGUCCGUCUGAGGGUUACGUGUACCAAAAGGCUUUUGUUGAGGUGUUCAUCAACAAAAAGCAAUGGAAUGAAGAAAUUCUGCCCAACUUGCAAGGACAUAAAUCGGUAACCUGGUAUCUGGGCGAUUGUAACAAUGCCUUUGACACUAAUAUCAAGAUUCCCUUGUCUUCCAACUCAGUUACUUGGGGUUGCUUCCCAGAUAAGGAGAUUGUGCAAACGACGAUUAUUGGAGAGGAAUCCUUCCAAGCAUGGAACGAGGAGGCGUUCAACAUAUGGAGAGAAUGGCAAAAACUUUACCCUAAGAAUACUGCCAGUUACAACCUACUUGGUUCGAUCAUCAAUAACUUUUAUUUGGUUACAUUAAUUAAUCACGAUUAUGCAAAUGAUAAUAAUAACUUGUGGGAGAUCCUAUUGCAGUAG